Messenger RNA from Corticium candelabrum, 2909 nucleotides. RefSeq names its product integrin alpha-V-like. Gene Ontology annotation, cellular component: integrin complex; external side of plasma membrane. Bases 1 to 2655 code for a protein of 884 amino acids. Lineage: Eukaryota; Metazoa; Porifera; Homoscleromorpha; Homosclerophorida; Plakinidae. Gene Ontology annotation, molecular function: integrin binding. The transcript is spliced from 27 exons. Gene Ontology annotation, biological process: integrin-mediated signaling pathway; cell adhesion mediated by integrin; cell-cell adhesion. The record is from RefSeq and is a predicted model, not a curated record.
AUGCCACAUUACCCUGCUGGAGUGCCUGAUCCUUGCUGUAACUGUGAGUGCCAGCCACACCAGACUUCCAAAAUUUACCGUCACAUUUUACAGAACUUACAAAACAAAGACAGAUUUUCUAGUGUUGUCAGAUCAGCAUCACCUUCUGUAAACAUUGAAAGCAGAAGUGGUAGGGGGUCAGGGUCUGCAAGUUUUGGCUACCUUGGUUAUUCUUCUGAUAUUGGUCGUUUUGGUUUAAAGACAGCAGAUCAAUCAGAUGUUGUAGUAGGGGUUCCUCGUUAUAAUAAUUACUUUGGACGGAUUGUUGUAUUUGAAUACAAUUUUGAUUCUGCAGCUUAUGUUUCUGUACUAACAAAAGAUGGUGAACAGUUUGGUGCAUACUUUGGCCAUUCUGUUGCUGCUGUCGACUUGAAUAACGAUGGGCUUGAUGAUCUUCUAGUUGGAGCACCGUUGUACUCAAAUUCUCAAUUUGAGCUGGGGCGUGUUUAUGCAUAUGAAAACAGCAAGAAGAAUCUGUUAUUAAAUCGAGUACUGACUGGCAAUAUUGCUGGUGGUCGGUUUGGCCAUGCCAUUAGUAAAGCUGGAGACAUAAAUGGAGAUCGUUUUGAUGAUGUUGUCAUCAGUGCACCUUAUGGCAGUAAUGGAGGUGUGAUUUAUGUUUAUCUUGGAUCAGUUGGUGGAAUCAUAGAGCCAGCUUCUCAGAUUAUUGAAGCAAGUGAUGUUAACUAUCAGCCAAAACUGGUAGGAUUUGGAGUGUCUCUAUCUGGAAGCAUGGAUAUGGAUGAUAACAACUACCCAGAUGUUCUGGUGGGAGCGGUGUCAUCAGAGAGGGUGGUUUUACUAAGAUCAAAACCUAUAGCUGAGGCUCUGAGCACACUAGAGUUCAAACCUCAGUUUGUGAAUUAUCCCAACAGUACAGAAUUGGUUGCUGAAGCAUGUAUUCGAUAUGAUGGUAUUAGUCUUCCCACCCAGCUUGAUUUCAGUUACUCAUUGUCUGUAGAGCAACAACGAGUACAAGCUGGUCUGAGUUCUCGUGCUCAAUUUAUGUUUGUGAGUAAUCCAGAAAGUUCUAUCCAGUUUGGCAAUAUCACUGCCUAUUUGGAGACAUACAGUUGUGUGAACUUCACACUGCAACUCAUAGACAAUAUCAGGGACUUGAUAAGUCCACUGUUUGCUAAAUUUGAUUUUCAACUUGUGUCUGAUGAGACAAAACCACCAUCUACGGGUAAUCCAGAUAUUUCACGACCUUUAGUUCCUGUGUUAAAAGGACAGAUGCAGCAAUCUAAGAGUGCACAAGCCUACUUGCUCCAAGAUUGUGGAGAUGAUGUAAUUUGUAUUCCAGAUCUACAAGUGACAGCUCUGGCAGUUAAGUUGCCUAGGGAUGAGACUGAAAUUAUUCUUGGUGAAGUUUCAGAAGUUUUUGUUAGUGUUUCUGUGAGAAAUGGUGGAGAGAAUGCUUAUCUUGCUCAGCUGAUUGCAGUGUUUCAGGAAUCUGUUAUAUUCAAUCAAGUUGUUGAUAACACUUUUAUUACAUGCGUUGCUCAAAGGAACGUUGGUGCAACUGUGGUAACCUGUGACCUGGGAAAUCCAUUACGAUCUGGAUCAACUGUUAAGUUUGGUAUGACAUUAAACGUCCAACAACUGUCAACUCCAGGAGAAAUGUUCACUGUAUCUGUCCAAGCAAAAAGUGAAAACUCAGAAAACAAUGAUACUUUGGCUGACAACUUACGAAUGACAUCAAGUUAUCAGAUUGUUGCAAAGUCAUUGUUUGGAGUUGAAGGUAUUGCUGUACCAGAUCGAGUUGCUCUUGACCUUGCAAAUCCAUCCGUGGAACGCAAUAUGUUUCCAACUACAGAGUUGGAGAUUGGUUCAACUUACAUCAAUCACACAUACUUUGUUGUUAAUAGAGGCCCAUCCAGAGUACCAGAGUCUGAAUUGACUGUAUAUUGGCCUGGAAAAGCAAAGAAUAAUCGAUAUUUAUUGUACAUAGUUGACAUAAGGCUUGUUGGAUCUGGUGUCUGUCAAACUGAAGGCCUUAUCAACCCAGCCAAUCUAACGACUGUGGCACAGCUCAAUGCUCAUCUGAAUGUAACAUCAGUAGGCAUUGGAGGAGAAGUGAUCAGACAAGGAAGAAGUGUUGAAAAGGCCUAUGGCUCAGAGCGAUCUCGUCGUGCUGAGACAUUUUGUACUGGGAGCUCCUAUGCAGUCUGUUUCCCCGUUGUCUGCCAACUCUACAAUAUAGAUCGUGGAGAUUCAGUUCAAUUGCACAUUGUUUCACGACUUUAUGAAAGAACUUUGAUACAGGAUGAGAUGGUGGAACUGAAUAUUAGUUCUGAAGCAACAAUUGCAACAGAUGUGGCUAAUCUAGAAUUGUUGACAUCAGCUGACAUACUUACAUCAUAUAAUCUAACAACACGACUCAAUGAACAUGAGCCUGUUGUAAAUGACGAGUCACUUGAAGGAUGGGUCAUUGCUGUUGUGGUCAUAUUUACUGUUUUGAUUUUGAGUGGUGUUGUGUGCUUGUUAGCUUUUCUGGGCUUCUUUAAGCGAAAAAAGAGGGACCAGUUGGAGAAAGAAAGAGAAGAGCUGGAUGGAACUGAUGUAUUCACUAAUGCAAGUACUUUGUCUGUCCAAGAAAAUGGUUCUGAAGCAUAGCUUCAUGUAUGUGCAGGCUAGUUGGUAAACAUUGGGAUUGAUCCAUGUCAAUGUAGCACUUAAUGGACUUGCAUAUUUGUCAUUCACUACGUAUUGUUCCCUCCCAAGCAACUUUCUUUGUAGCCAGACUUAUUAUUUUUGUUAGUGAUUAUUUCACUGUAACUGGUGCUCUACUGCUUCUGUCUGAAAUUAUUCUCUAGACGGCCAAUUAUUUGUAUUUCUAUGAAUGAAUCAACAAGAUGUUAUGGUAAUGU